This is a messenger RNA of Gigantopelta aegis, 2475 nucleotides long. Its product is annotated as cAMP and cAMP-inhibited cGMP 3',5'-cyclic phosphodiesterase 10A-like. The transcript has a single exon. The coding region runs from base 113 to 2434 and encodes 773 amino acids. The record is from RefSeq and is a predicted model, not a curated record. Gene Ontology annotation, molecular function: protein binding; 3',5'-cGMP-stimulated cyclic-nucleotide phosphodiesterase activity. Gene Ontology annotation, biological process: signal transduction; negative regulation of receptor guanylyl cyclase signaling pathway. Lineage: Eukaryota; Metazoa; Mollusca; Gastropoda; Neomphalida; Peltospiridae.
UUGUGCAGACCAUGGAAGUAUCUAUAAUAGUCUACUACAAGGUUGGCACCCUACAGGGUACUACAUCACAAGUAAACCUUCAUUCAAGCGCCAUUAUUCCGAGACUUCAAUCAUGGUAGAGCCACAGACGUUGGAUUCGGAGCGUUCGGCGUUGAUUAACUAUUUUAAAAAGAAUCCUAACUUUCUUGAUGAAAUCAUUCAUAGUUUAAGUAAGAAGAAAAUCCAGUUUUUGUUACAAAUGCAAAGGAACCGAUAUCAGGAACUAAAUCUGAAUGCUGAUGAUUCUACGCCGUCAAGGCUGAGCGAGAGUUAUGUUUCCAAGACGCAUACCUUCCAGUCUUCCGUAAAAACCCGGCAAGUAUCUGUGAGAAAAACAAGUGAAACACUCUUAACAGGCAUCAAAGUAGCAGAUAUAAAACCGAUUUUGUUCGAAGCCACAACCAUUCUGGCAAGUGCGUUACGUGUCGACUGGUUUUCACUGUACGUACCAGGUCACCAAAAUAAAGAUUUAUUGGAGUAUUCAGAGGAUGGCAGUAUAAAGCAACACAGUCUUAUCGGAAAAGGAACGACAGUGUCUGCUGAAACCGCGUUCCUCUGUGAAACGUUAAUGGUAGAAAACCUGCCGAAAGAUGCUAGAUUUCCGAAGGGUGUUGGACACCCAGACAGAGACGUCCGUAUAGUUCUAUCAAUUCCUCUUUUAUUUCCCUCGGGAGAUCUCAUUGGUGUAAUAGAACUGUGCAAGGGUGGAUCGGGCGAAUCAUUUAAUGAAGACGAUCUACAGUUUGCCAGUUUGUUGCUGGGAUGGAUGAUUUCCACUUUGCACCAAAUAACAAUAAACAGAAUUCUCGAUCUCCAGUCUGAACUGAAUGAUUUUCUUUUGGAAACUACCAGAGAUCUAGAAACCGAAGUCAGCAUCGAUAGCCUUGUUAAAAAAAUAUUGUUAUUCAGCAAAGACCUAGUGCACGCUGACAGGAGUGCAGUGUUUUUAAUUAAUGAGGAAAACCACCAAUUGUACGUAGAUUGUUUUUUUGAUGGUUUGUCGAAGGAAGGAGAACAAGAGUUUACUGUUAAAAAGAAAUUACCCUUCUCGUGCGAACAAGGUAUUGCCGGUUAUGUGUACAAAACUGCUGAGACGGUCAAUAUUGCCGAUGCUUAUAAUGAUAAGCGUUUUAACUCGCAGUUUGACGAAACAACUGGCUAUCACACAAAGAACAUUUUAUGCAUGCCGAUUGUUACCAAAUGUGGCGUGGUUGGAGUCAUUGAAAUGAUAAACAGUCUCGUGAACGAUCAUUUCACGCUUGCAGACGAACGUGCUUUCAAGACGUACGCAGUGUAUUGUGCUUUGGCCCUCCACAUUACGAAGAUAUACAACGAGCUGAAUGCAUCUCGGAUACAAUAUAAAGUUACCAUGGAUUUAAUAGAACUUUAUAUUGUCGCUUCACAAGAUGAAAUUCAGACGCUGAGUCCCAAUACACCACCUGAAAUAAUUCCACAUUCGUUUUUUCACUUUACCUUCGAUCCAUACCACCACGAGAAAGAUUUACCCCAGUUCUUCAUAUACAUGAUACAAGAUCUGUUUGGAAAGGAUACCUUUGAUUUUACCAAACUGUCCAGGUUCAUUAUGACUGUAAGAAAAAAUUACAGAUCGGUGCCGUAUCAUAACUGGCUGCAUGGCUUUCAGGUAGCCCAGGCGGUGUACUGCAUGAUCAAAAAGAAUCCGGGUAUAUUCAACGCUAAUGAAACAAUGGCGCUCAUUAUCGCUAGCGUGUGCCACGAUCUAGACCACCGCGGCUAUAACAACGUCUUCUAUGAGCAAACCAAAUCGCACAUGGCGGACCUGUACGGAACAUCUGUGAUGGAGCAACACCACUAUAAACACACGGUCACAAUUCUGCAGUUGAAGAGUCAUGACAUAUUCUCCUUUCUGUACACGGACGAAUACAACGAUAUGCUUCUGAUGAUUCGUGAAGCCAUUAUCGCCACUGACCUUUCUCUUGUGUUCGGCGUGAACAAAGAACUAACAAAGCUGAUGAAAAAGAAACCGUUUAAUAUCGGCGAUGAACACAAUAAGAAGUUGGUGAAAGCUCUCAUGAUGCCAGUGGCGGAUGUGUGUUCAGUCGCUAAAACUUGGCUCGGAGUACAAGCGUCUUUAAAACGCCUCUAUAAGGAGUUCUACGCGCAGGGGGAUCUGGAGAAGACACACGGCUUCAGUCCUAAUGAGAGGAUGGACCGGGAUAUGAAAGAUGAUAUUCCAAAACAGCAGUUUGAUUUUAUAACGUUCGUAUGUAUGCCAAUAUACGUCACGGUAACUCGUGUUCUUCCUGGUUGCAAGCCUUUAUUAAAACAACUACAGUCAAAUUUGAAGAAAUGGACAAAAAUUCUGGCUGAAAAGGCGAGGGAAGAGAGACGAAACAAGAAUAGGAAACGAGAAUGAAUUUAAAUAACAACAUAGUGUAAAUAAAUAAAACAAUAUGU